GCAUCGUGUGUGCCUUCUUCGAAAAGUUGUUAAUAAUUUGUGGUUUGCAGUCUUUUAACUGUUUCUUUAUGUUUCUAAACCCCGCACUGUUAACCGGAGCAUAAUGGUCAAAGCAUCAGCCAUUUCACCCCGCAGCCCGAAGAAGGCGAAGGGGUUAAAAUCGUUCCUGAAGCAGUUCCGGGAGUGUACGAAACGGCCGCAGCUUUUUCUCACGACACAGAAGGACAUUGCGGAACAGGUGAAAUCGUUGGUGAAAGGACUGUACGAUUAUGGUACGAAGAACGAGUUCAGCGAGCAGAAUGGAACCGCGACGGCCACGAGCUACCUCGACGAGCUGGUCACGGACGAGAUGGAUGCGGAGCAAAUCUGGCAACAGUUGGACCUGAAAAACACUUGUGUGGUCGAACAGGGGCUGGAAAACAUUUCCAGUAUACUGUCCAAGAAUGAGAAAGCACUGCUCCUGGACUUUACUACUGGUGAUGACGAUCAGGACGAUGCUUCGGACCACGAAUCGGAUCACCGCGAUCAAGAGGAUGAGGAAGAUGGGGAGCAAAAGGUUCCGAAGGUCCGCAAAAAGUCCACAAAAGUUAAGAAAAGCAAUGGCGAAAAGAAGAAUACGGCGAAGCGAUCGGUAGUGGAUGAUCGAUUCUUCAAGCUGGACGAUAUGGCCCGUUUUCUGGAUGAGGAGGAUGAGCGUGAGAGAAGGCGCCAAAACGGAUUGGCGGAGAAGGAUUCGCUAAUGGAAAUUGACUAUUUCGAUGAAAACACAGGAAAGGAUGAUGAAGAUGAUGAGCUGAAGUACGCCGAUUUCUUCGACGACGAUGAUGAUGAUGAUGAUGGCGGCGAAGAGGACGAAGACGACGAUGGGGACAGCGAGGAAGGCGAUGAAGAUGAUUUGGAUCGCGAGAUGAGCGACGAAGAGGAGGAAGAGGAGGAUGAUAAAAAUGGAGGACAAGAAGAAGAGGAAGAAGAACUCGAUGAUGAGGAAGAAAUGGAACGGAAUCGUAAACUGCGAUAUGAGAUCUACAAAGGGGAAGGCGGUGUUCCGUACGAGGAGGAAAAGCGAUUCCAAGCCGCAAAACAGAUCGCUGAACCAAGUGACGAUAGUGAACCCGAGAAUGUUGGUGAUGGUCAAAAGUCGUCUUACGAACUGCGGCAAGAGAAGUUCCUCCAGAAGGUCUCCAGGCUGGAGGAUCAAAUGCUGAAGGCGAAACCAUGGCAGUUGAUGGGUGAAACAACGGCGGACUCACGACCCCAGAACUCGCUGCUGGAGGAAGUACUACAGUUUGAGAACACCACCCGGUCGGCGCCUGUAAUUUCCGAAGAGACGACGAUGAAAUUGGAGGAUAUCAUUAGGCAGCGCAUCAAAAACAAGGCGUUCGAUGACGUUGAGCGUAAGGUACGGCCACCAGACAAUCCUCGGGAGUACCGUAAGCAGUUGGUGCUGGAUGGAGAGAAGAGCAAGGCAUCGCUGGCUCAAGUGUACGAGGCGGAUUAUUUGAAACAGUUGGAGAAAUCUAAUCCCGAUGCAGCAGAUCAAAUGGCCGAGGAAGAGGAACCGAAAGAGCAUAAAGAAAUUCGGCGCAUGAUGAAGAGCUUGAUGGCUCAACUGGACGCACUAUCGAACUUCCAUUUCACCCCACGCCCAGCCGUUCCAGAGGUGAAGAUCCUUACCAACACGGCCGCAAUCAGCAUGGAAGAGGUGGCACCGGUGGCGGCAAGUGAUGCAAACUUGCUCGCCCCCGAAGAGGUACAUCGCCGGCCAAAGGGCGACGUCAUGUCGAAAGAGGAGCGCACCAAAACGGAUCAGAACCGCGAGCGGCGGUUGAAGAAGCGCUUCCAGCAGCAAAAGUUCCGGCGCGAGGCGGAACGGGAACAGAAGCAGCUGGCCAAGGCCAACGCCGGUAUGGCAACGAGUGCAAAGGAGUCGCGCGAGCUGCAAGCUUCGUUGAUGAAGAAGGUGACGAAAGCGAAAAAUGUACAACAGAUGGCGGAAACCAGCACGGCCGGUGUAUCGAAAUCUUCCAGCGCCUUCUUCUCGCGCCUACAGGAUGAAGUGCGUUCGCAGGUUAAGGCCAAGGCGAAUGGUGCCCCGAAAAAGAAACGACCAGCAACGGAUACCUUGCAGGCAGCAAGCAUGAAACUGUAAACGCAGCGAGCAUUAAAUAUAAUGAAAAAAAUGAACGUUAAUGA
Anopheles aquasalis is the source of this 2193-nucleotide messenger RNA. RefSeq names its product U3 small nucleolar ribonucleoprotein protein MPP10. Gene Ontology annotation, cellular component: small-subunit processome; sno(s)RNA-containing ribonucleoprotein complex; nucleus. The record is from RefSeq and is a predicted model, not a curated record. Gene Ontology annotation, biological process: rRNA processing. NCBI's taxonomy places the organism in Eukaryota, Metazoa, Arthropoda, Insecta, Diptera, Culicidae.